UCCUGGACGCGCCCACUCCGCAGGAAGCAGUUACCAGCAGCAACCGGAUGUACUGUGAGAAGACAGGAACAACAAAGAGGAGAAAGUACCCGGGCUUUAAACCGACUCGAGAACACCAAAAUCAAGGAAAUUAUCUUGCGUUGGUAGCAGGGUAAAAGAGUUUGAGUUUGCAUGUGAGGACAAGAGUCCACUGGGCCAACAAUGGCGAAUACUACAGAGGAUAUCGAAAACAAUAUGGACCAACAGGAGACCAAUACAGUCCCAGAACCCACCCAGCAACCACAGGAAGCUAGUGGGCCCAGAGCACGGUCCAGAGGAGGUUCAGCAGCUGGAGUUGGAGCUGGAGGAGCGGGUGAUGGUGGUGGUGGUGGUGGUGGUGGUGGUGGUGGAGGAGGUGGCAGUGGCAGCGGCCCGGAGCAGAACGGCCAGCCCCCCGCCGCCAGUGCUCCAAGAGUGGUGGAGAGAGAGGAGGAAGAGGAUGAGGAGUUGACCUUGAAAUAUGGGGCCAAGCAUGUCAUCAUGCUGUUUGUUCCCGUCACACUUUGCAUGGUGGUCGUCGUGGCAACCAUAAAAUCCGUCAGCUUCUACACCCAGAAUGACGGGCAGAGAUUGAUCUACACACCGUUCCCCGAAGACACAGACACAGUAGCACAGAGAGCCCUCAACUCCAUCCUGAACGCCACCAUCAUGAUCACUGUAAUCAUCGUUAUGACUUUGGUGCUGGUGCUAUUAUACAAGUAUCGCUGCUACAAGGUGAUCCAAGGCUGGCUGUUCCUCUCUUCCCUCCUCCUGCUCUUCUUCUUCUCCUACAUCUACCUCAAAGAGGUUUUCAAGACCUACAAUCUGGCCAUGGACUACAUAACUCUGGCGAUAAUAAUUUGGAAUUUCGGAGUGGUGGGCAUGAUGUGUAUUCACUGGAAAGGACCUCUGCGGCUCCAGCAGGCCUACCUCAUCAUGAUCAGCGCCCUGAUGGCCCUGGUUUUCAUCAAGUACCUGCCAGAGUGGACUGCCUGGCUCAUAUUAGCUGUCAUAUCUGUCUAUGAUCUGUUGGCGGUGCUCUGCCCCAAAGGGCCUCUGAGGAUUCUGGUGGAGACCGCUCAGGAGAGGAAUGAGCCCAUCUUUCCAGCUCUCAUUUAUUCUUCUACGAUGGUGUGGCUCGUCAACAUGGCAGACACCGACAGGCCAGAUAGGAAUACGACAGAAGCAGCUUCACCUCAACAGGAGCCUCAAGAAGCACCAGUGGCGUCUCCGGCCCCCUCGAGUCCAUCACAAGACGACGGAGGUUUCACCCAAUCCUGGGUCAGCCAGCAGGAGCAUCAGCUGGGGCCGCUCCAGUCCACCGACGAGUCCAGACGGGAGAUCCAGCAGAUGCCCACGGCCCGUCCUCCUGUUGAAGAGGAUGAUGAAGAGAGGGGUGUCAAGCUGGGACUAGGAGACUUCAUCUUCUACAGCAUGCUGGUGGGAAAAGCCUCAGCCACAGCCAGCGGCGACUGGAACACCACCCUCGCCUGCUUCGUAGCCAUCCUCAUUGGCCUGUGUCUGACCCUGCUCCUCCUCGCCAUAUUCAAGAAGGCCCUCCCCGCUCUGCCCAUCUCCAUCUUUUUCGGCCUUGUCUUCUAUUUCGCCACAGACAACUUGGUACGGCCCUUCAUGGACAAGCUGGCGCUACACCAGUUCUACAUUUAGCAGGACGCUGCCCUGAUAACCCUCACCCACAUAGCUCUCCGGCCAACAACAUGAGAGCAGCCCCUUCAUAGCCGGGGAACAAAGGGCGAUGCUGGGACCCCCUCCUGCCCCCACAUCCCCUCCUAAGAGCUCAUGAUGCUGGGACACAAGUUGUUUUGCUCUGCCUUUCUUUCUGGCACCGAGGGAGCAUAUUCUCCAUGACAGCUGUUCCUUAACCUUUGUAUUUCUGUGUUAAACCAAGAAGUGACACUUCUCGCUCGGCUUGGGACCUCAUCUUCAGUUUGUUUGCUGAUCACACGGUCUCAGUGAGAAGAUUUUACUUUUAUUUAUCCAGGGAAGCUUUACAAGAGCUCAUCUGCUUCUUUUUCAGCAGCGCCCCCUUUUUUUUUUUUUUUGCAUCCACACACAUUCAUACCUGGCUGAUGCCCAGUCCAACCGCAGUCUUCUACAGCUGUGGCUUUACAGCAGGUGCCUUCCUCAGGGACACCUUAGCGGUAGCUGUUGAGCAAAGGGAGACAUUUUUGUGAAAUCUCCCUUCAAAGACUUUGAACUACUUUCCUGUCACAUGUCUGUUUGCAUAACUCCAGAGCUACCACUGGCCCCAAACUAAACCGAAGAUUGCAAAGCCUUCAUCAAACUAAUGGACACUCAGUGAUGAUAGUGAUAAUAGAUAGAAAUGUGUAGUUUGAUUGUGUAUAAGAUAUCAGUCACCAGAGUGUGCUUUUCUCACUGCUAAGAAUGGUUACCUUUUUUUUUUUUUUUCACUUUAGACACGCAGAAGUCUGAAGCAGGUGUGAUUUACACUGAUGUACACUGAAACGGAUGCUUUGAACAUGUGAGGCUCCUCCUUAUGUGAAUAGUGGAGAAUUUUCUCUCUUUGACUGAAUAGUAAGUGUUAUCGUGACACCCAACACAUCAGACCUUUUCAAUAAGUUUUCUGCCCCCAGUUUUAAAUGAAAUCACGUGAAUUCACAGCUUGAAGAGGGAGAAAAAGAGCACUACAGUGAUACACUCACACCUGAGACUUGUCAGCCACCGAGCAGUUCUGCUGGAGCAGCCGGUGGUUCAGUGCCUUGCUCGAGGGCAUUUAAAUAGUUGUGAUUGCUGUAGGACAGAAACAUGCUCUUUGUUCUCUUUCCUGACUCAAAGUUUGUUGUUUUUAUUUUAAUUUUUUUUUUUUCCAAACCUGUCCAGGGAUUGUAACCUGUGAUCAUCUGGUCACAAAUUCUGAACCUUUAGGCUAUAGCUGCCCUCAUGAUGCUCGCCUGGUGCUUUUCGGAUCUAUGCUACAUCAAUACUGAAAUUAUUUUAACUACAAAAAGAUACAAUUAUCUGUUCUUUUUUUU
Molecule: messenger RNA, 3032 nt
Organism: Archocentrus centrarchus (flier cichlid)
Lineage: Eukaryota; Metazoa; Chordata; Actinopteri; Cichliformes; Cichlidae
Gene: psen1
Product: presenilin 1
Exons: 11
Coding region: 202-1686 (494 amino acids)
Biological process (GO): amyloid-beta formation; Notch signaling pathway; protein processing
Cellular component (GO): membrane; gamma-secretase complex
Molecular function (GO): aspartic endopeptidase activity, intramembrane cleaving
Source: RefSeq, a predicted model, not a curated record